Molecule: messenger RNA, 1392 nt
Organism: Aspergillus affinis
Lineage: Eukaryota; Fungi; Ascomycota; Eurotiomycetes; Eurotiales; Aspergillaceae
Product: ankyrin repeat domain-containing protein
Exons: 6
Coding region: 1-1392 (463 amino acids)
Molecular function (GO): protein binding
Source: RefSeq, a predicted model, not a curated record
AUGGUUUCGUGGCCGUGCGCUCUCGCGGCCGUCUUUACGAGUCGUGAUGGCCCUCAAGCAUGGAUCCAGCUCAUUGUAAUCACAGUUUCUAGCAUCAUGCCUGUAUUCAUGCUCUUCAGGCAUCGCAAAUCCGGAAGUCAAUCUUAUUCGCUCCUUGAAACCGCUAUUGAUGGCUUGGUCGCAUUGCUCCUGGUCGGGGUAUACACCUCCGGAAUGAUCCUCCUUUCUACUCAACGGAUUAGCGAAUGGGAAUCUCCCUGGGACUACACGAUUGCCCGUGGUCUUCCCCAGGUUUACUCCAACCUCUCAUGUAUCAUCCUCGGUCUGUUAUAUUUGCGCACCUUUUCUCAAGGCUUCUUCCAAAAAUGCAUCAUGCCUAUGCUCAAGGCCCGCCGCGUCAACUACACCCUUUGCCCAGCCUGUGACCAAUUUGUGGAUGUUCCGAUAACCAAGAGUCAGGAUGUGACUAUGAGCGCGGCGGGACAGGAAAGAUCCUUUGGCUCGAUUGAUAGUCUUCGGGGUUUGUACUGUGAUGAUGUUGGGUCCCAGCUGUUGCUACCCGAGAGCUCCUUAGGCAUGGAGGACCAAUCUAUCACGAUGAAAGAGGAUCUUGUUAGCAUUGCCCAAACCGACCAGCUGGACAAGCUUCGUCAUCUCUUGGACCUCGAGAUAGCGCAGAACCCCCAGUUCCUAACUAGCCCUAUCCAUCUCACCACCCCGGCCAUAGAAGCCGCGUGCUGCGCAGCGGCGCGCAGUAAUAACCCUGCAGCGCUGGAUAUCCUUCUGGAUAGCGGCUGUUCAAUAACGUUGGAUCCAAUCCUAGACGCUCUACACCUAAAGCACACAGCCAUUCUAGAUUGCAUCCUUGCUCAUAACUGGGACAUCAACUCGACUUUCAGUCACUUUGACAACGCUCUGAUUGUGGCGGCACGGGAGCGCGAUGUCGAGCUAGUCCAAUUCCUGCUGUCUCGCGGUGCCAAUCCUGACUCAAAGAGCUUCGAAAACCCAUUUAAGAACGCGAUUGAAACGGCAGCUUUUACUGGUUCGAUCCCGGUGGCUGAUGCACUCUUGAAUGCCGGGGCGGGUUUGAAGGGGUGUUCCGCACUGAGUAGAGCGGCGGGCGGGGGGCAUGUUGCGAUGGUAGCGUUCCUGCUGGAACGCGGCGCGGCGAUUGAUGAGGUCCCCAUCAACCCGUAUAUUGUGGGGGACCCGUGGGAACCAGAUGAGAAGAAUGCGCUGUGCGAGGCAGCCUGGCGGGGACAGGCUGCGGUGGUGGAAUUCCUGCUGGAAAAAGGGGCGGAUCCUAGUAUCAGAGACACAAAAGGCAGAUCGGCGUUGGAGCUCGCGAAAUCUGGAGGACAUGAGUCCUGCAUGAAGCUGCUGGACCACUAG